AUGGUCCUCCAUCAACCAUUUAGCAUUCAGGAUGUGGAUGAGUGUAGCAGUGGGAGCCACGGCUGCCACAGCUCAGCCUCCUGUUCCAACAGCCCAGGCUCGUUUCAGUGUGUGUGUGGGGCCGGGUACACUGGGGACGGAAGGACUUGUACAGAUGUGGACGAGUGUCGCAGCGGGAGCCACGACUGCCACAGCUCGUCCUCCUGUUCCAACAGCCCCGGCUCGUUCCAGUGUGUGUGUGGGGCUGGGUACACUGGGGACGGAAGGACUUGUACAGAUGUGGACGAGUGUCGCAGUGGGAGCCACGACUGUCACAGCUCGGCCUCCUGUUCCAACAGCCCCGGCUCGUUCCAGUGUGUGUGUGGGGCUGGGUACACUGGGGAUGGAAGGACUUGUACAGAUGUGGACGAGUGUCGCAGUGGGAGCCACGACUGCCACAGCUCGGCCUCCUGUUCCAACAGCCCCGGCGCGUUCCAGUAUGUGGACGAGUGUCGCAGUGGGAGCCACGACUGCAACAGCUCGGCCUCCUGUUCCAACAGCCCCGGCUCGUUCCAGUGUGUGUGUGGGGCUGGGUACACUGGAGACGGAAGGACUUGUACAGAAUACGACUGGAAUAUUGAACACUGGUAUGGUUUCCCAACGCUGGGUUGGACAUACUUGCUGUGGACUUUUUCCAAUGGUAAAGUUGAGCGUAACACUCCCUGCUUUCCAGAUGUGGAUGAAUGUGCGCAGGGCAGUGGCGGCUGCUCCCAGCGCUGUGUGAACACAGUGGGCAGUUACCGCUGUGACUGCCACCCAGGCUAUACCUUGAGACCCGACAACCGAACAGAGUGUGCAGAUAUCAACGCGUGCGGGAAUCAUGCACUGAAUCAGUGCGACAACAACGCUCAGUGUCUGAACACGAACGGUUCCUACCGGUGUGAGUGCAACUCCUAUUACAGAGGCAAUGGGACACACUGUGAAGGUUGUUUUUGCCCACCGGAAAUUAUACCAGGAACUGUGCAUCUGCAGGCUCUUUCAAGAAGUCCCUGCCCCUGUGUCUCUGGGUUUAUCGUGUCCAAUAACUUCCCAAGCUACUACCAGAACAGCGCAGACAUGUACUGGUUCUUCAACUUGACCCUGAUGUCUAACUCCACUCACCAGUACACAGGAAUCCAAUUCCGGGUGGACUUGCUGUCUGUGACUUCCCAGGAAGACCACAUCUCGUUUGGCUGUGGAACGGACCCCGAUCAACACAUGCAGCGCAUGUUGACUGAGAAAGACCAAAACAACAUCACCUUCCCUGUCUCCAAUUGCACUGACGUCUGGGUCCAUUUCCAUUCUGGGCCACAGACACCAAGCACAAAGUUCAGCAUUUAUUUCGAAAUGGAUGUGGAGGUGUGUCAAAGUGGGAGCCACGACUGCCACAUCCCGGCCCCCUGUUCCAACAGCCCCGGCUCGUUCCAGUGUGUGUGUGGGGCUGGGUACACUGGGGAUGGAAGGACUUGUACAGAUGUGGACGAGUGUCGCAGUGGGAGCCACGACUGCCACAGCUCGGCCUCCUGUUCCAACAGCCCCGGCUCGUUCCAGUGUGUGUGUGGGGCUGGGUACACUGGGGACGGAAGGAGUUGUACAGAUGUGGACGAGUGUCGCAGUGGGAGCCACGACUGCCACAGCUCGGCCUCCUGUUCCAACAGCCCCGGCUCAUUCCAGUGUGUGUGUGGGGCUGGGUACACUGGGGACGGAAGGACUUGUACAGAUGUGGACGAGUGUCGCAGUGGGAGCCACGACUGCCACAGCUCAGCCUCCUGUUCCAACAGCCCCGGCUCGUUCCAGUGUGUGUGUGGGGCUGGGUACACUGGGGAUGGAAGGACUUGCACAGAUGUGGACGAGUGUCGCAGUGGGGGCCACGACUGCCACAGCUCGGCCUCCUGUUCCAACAGCCCCGGCUCGUUCCAGUGUGUGUGUGGGGCUGGGUACACUGGGGACGGAAGGACUUGUACAGAUGUGGACGAGUGUCGCAGUGGGAGCCACGACUGCCACAGCUCGGCCUCCUGUUCCAACAGCCCCGGCUCGUUCCAGUGUGUGUGUGGGGUUGGGUACACUGGGGAUGGAAGGACUUGUACAGAUGUGGACGAGUGUCGCAGUGGGGGCCACGACUGCCACAGCUCGGCCUUAUGUUCCAACAGCCCCGGCUCGUUCCAGUGUGUGUGUGGGGCUGGGUACACUGGGGACGGAAGGACUUGUACAGAUGUGGACGAGUGUCGCAGUGGGAGCCACGACUGCCUCAGCCCGGCCUCCUGUUCCAACAGCCCCGGCUCGUUCCAGUGUGUGUGUGGGGCUGGGUACACUGGGGACGGAAGCACGUGUACAGAUGUGGAUGAAUGUGCGCAGGACAAUGGUGGAUGUUCCCAGCGCUGUGUGAACACAGUGGGCAGUUACCGGUGUGACUGUCUCCCAGGCUAUACCUUGGGUCCCGACAGCAGAACAGCAUGUACAGAUAUCAACGAGUGCGGGAAUCAUGCACUGAAUCAGUGCGACAACAACGCUCAGUGUCGGAACUCGAACGGUUCCUACCGGUGUGAGUGCAACUCCUAUUACAGAGGCAAUGGGACACACUGUGAAGGUUGUUUUUGCCCACCGGAAAUUAUACCAGGAACUGUGAAUCUGCAGGCUCUUUCAAGAAGUCCCUGCCCCUGUGUCUCUGGGUUUAUCGUGUCCAAUAACUUCCCAAGCUACUACCAGAACAGCGCAGACAUGUACUGGUUCUUCAACUUGACCCUGAUGUCUAACUCCACUCACCAGUACACAGGAAUCCGAUUCCGGGUGGACUUGCUGUCUGUGACUUCCCAGGAAGACCACAUCUCGUUUGGCUGUGGAACGGACCCCGAUCAACACAUGCAGCGCAUGUUGACUGAGAAAGACCGAAACAACAUCACCUUCCCUGUCUCCAAUUGCACUGACGUCUGGGUCCAUUUCCAUUCUGGGCCACAGACACCAAGCACAAAGUUCAGCAUUUAUUUCGAAAUGGAGCGGUUCCUUUGCCAGAGGUUGAAUUGUGAUGUAAAUGCAACAUGUGGCUCGAACAGGUCAGGAUAUUCUGCGUGUAUCUGCAUGCCAGGCUGGAGAGAGUCGGACACUGGAUGCCUCGACAUUCGGAACAUGGUGCAGUCUGUAACCACCACCGCCACAGGACCCAACAUCAGGCUAGCAUGGGUGGUCAAGUCAGUGCCAGAAAUUGUGAUUCUCAACUAUCAAAUUAACACCAACUGCACAAACCACACUGGCGGGGUCAACCGGAUGCAGAGUGACCAGCCUGCGAACGCCACCUCUUUAGUAUUAACAGGUCUGACCUCCAUGUCACUGUGUACCACUGUGGUCCAGGUCAACACUUCCUCAGAGGGCCUGGUGACCUCUCGAUCUUUCACCUUUUGGACCCACUCUGGAAUGAUGCGGGUGCCUUUGAGUCUGAUCUCCAUCUCCGCCACCAGUGCUGUGAUCUCAUGGGGUCUCCUUAGUAGUGCAAGUGACUGGAUGUCCUGCCGACUUCACUAUUACAGCAGCGGAGAGCCCAACGUGAUUCAUACUAUCAGCCGCAUCUCAGUGAGUGGAGAGACUCUGAUCACAGGGUUGAAACCAAAUACCACAUACACGACGAUUGUGGAGUGUGACUUUCCCUUUAAUCGGACAUUCAACUCCCUGCCUCUUGAAAUCACCACUCCCCCAUUUUUGCGCUUCCUACGCAACUUGCAGGCUUCUGGCGUAACCGCGAGCAUUGCUGAGAUUAGCUGGGACCCAGCCAAGCCGGAAGCUGCCAGGAUUGUGUCCUACAGUGUGAACUAUGGUCCCUAUGGGAGUGACAGUCCUAUGAAGCGGGUCAUUGUUUUCCCUCCGAUAACCAGUGUCCUGCUCGCAGGUCUGAAUGAGUCGACUCUGUACGUUGUAUCAGUUUCUGCUAAAUCCUUCCUUGGCGAAGAAGACAGUGGUUUGCUAUUGAAGUUUAUGACCCAAAGCUCCCCUGUCCAACCAGGCGAUACCCCCUCAGUCCCUCAGAAAGUGCAAGUGGGGGAGUUUGAAUCUUGCUGUGUGCUGGUCAGCUGGAAGCCACCUACUGAACCCAAGGAAGAAAUAAUACAGUAUAAUGUGGAUGUCCAGACUAAUGAUUCGCUGCCUGUGCAAUACACAACCGAUUCGACCUUUAUUUACCUGCAAGAUCUGGAUCCCCAGCAGAAAUAUGACAUCCGCGUGUCUGCGGUGAACAGUCAGGGUGAAGGAGAAACCAGUGAGAAGCUCUCUGUCAGACUGAGGGAACUACCCCAACAUGAAACAGCGCUGAAAAUAAAGCCAAGAUUACUCGUCAGCGAGGAUCUCUCGCUCAGGGCAUCGAGCAUCUUCUUGCAACUUCCAGAGUGUGGAGUAUUUGAUGCAGCUGCAAAACAGCUGAAUGCCACAUCUGGUCACCUCUCCAUCUACAUCGUCGUUGCAAACGACAAAGCUGCCUCUGAGAAUUUCAUCCUCCUGCCUCUGAGCGUAUUUGGCGAGCUCUACAAUCACACCGGCACCGAGAAGCAACAUCUGUAUCUUGCACAGCAACAUUUCUCCAUCUACCACUGCCAGGGAAGGAAGUAUGAACGAGCCUCCCAGCCCAUGUGGUACUAUGCCAUUGGCUCCAACACCGCAUGCCCCCCGAAUAAAGUGAUUUGUGAUCGUCCUCUGCAGCCCAACACACCCUACAGAAUCAAGUACGUUCUAGCUGACCAACAUAAAGGAGAGAUCUUGAGCAGUGACUGGUCGGAAACGUUCAGGACCAAACCAGGCACUCCAUACCAAGAACUGCAAGACAACUGGCAUCGUUCUGCAGGGAUGAUCGUCAUCACAGUUGUGUUACUGUGUCUCCUCUGCCUCCUGUUCCUCGGUCUUCUCCUUAUGUGCUGCUACAGGAGGAAGAGGACUGGAAUAAUGUGGAAUCACUGGAUGGGAUACGACACCCAUUUUAAGAAAGAUAUGCGCAGAGCCAACCUGUUCGCAGCAGCCGGUGGAAGGCAGGAAAGCCAGAAAGGCAACAACGCCUUGUUCUUUCUCCAUCCCCAGGACCAAUGUUCCAACGAGGACAAUAUUUCUCAUUCCUGGAAAAGUCCGCAAUAUAUCAGCGGUUACGAAGAGAAGGGACUGCCAAUAACUCAAGGAAUACACUCCAAUCAUCUGUCGUUCAAUUGUGCCACGGUGCCCUCAGAGAAAGACCUGACAAUUCAGAAGAGUGUUUACACAGAAGGGGGGUUGCCACCCACACAAGGGAAGGCCUCUGAUCACCUGUCAUACAGCACCCUCUCUGACUCUGCAGCCUCUGAACACCUGGAAUUCCAGAAGAGCCCCAGUGGUUUAGGUCAGAAUCAGCUGGGUCACACUGGAAUGGCAGGGCCUGGAUGGAUAUGGAAUGGAAAGGUUCUGACUGGAUCAUCUCGGCCUGGAUCGGCUUGGAAUGCAUCAGUAUGGAAUGGUUUGGGUCGGACUGAAUCAGUUCAGGAUGGAUCGAGUCAGGUUGGAUCUGUAUUGAAGAGACCGACUCAGACCCUGCAGGUAUGGAAAGGAUCAACUAAGACUGAGUCAACCCAGACUGAAACGAUCAAGACGGGAUCAGCAGAGACUCGAUCGGUCCACACUACAGCAACACUGCAUGGAAUACCUCCGACUGGUUUAGAAGCUCCCAUCGGCAACAGAAGGAUGGUGCAGAGUCGGUCAGUUCAGACCGAGCUGGAAGAGGAUGGAUCAGUAGGAACGAUUUCAGCACUAUCUACCAACAGGUACAGUGACGCAGCUAGCUUGGUUGAAUCAGUAAGGAGCCGAUCAUCAGGAAGGUACACUCAGUCUAACAACAGAAUUAUUCAACCUGUUUCAUCCACUUCACCAAUGUCAGGUGAUAUCAGUAAUUAUUGAGCGUUGUUCCAAGUUUCCAUUCAAGGUGAAAUCUGUGUGACAUCUACUGAUCCUGGGCAGUUGAAAACAGGACGGAACAGCAUUACUUCAGCAAUUUUGUCUUCAAAUAAGUGCUACACAGCGACUAAAUGGGGAAACCAGGACCUGAUGUACUCAUGGUCAUUGCAGUAGCAAGAAAUGACAUCCAAAGUGAACUUGCUCAAAGGGUAGAGAUGUUGACUGCCCUGUCAAGGGAUGAUUAGAGUUUGUAUUUUGCUGUAUAUAUUGGAACAUUUCUGACAAUGGUGUGCAGCCUUUUAAUUCCAUUAAAAAUUGUUUUGCCAACCUACUAA
Molecule: messenger RNA, 6245 nt
Organism: Leucoraja erinaceus (little skate)
Lineage: Eukaryota; Metazoa; Chordata; Chondrichthyes; Rajiformes; Rajidae
Product: fibrillin-1-like
Exons: 44
Coding region: 1-5913 (1970 amino acids)
Molecular function (GO): calcium ion binding; protein binding
Source: RefSeq, a predicted model, not a curated record